Coccomyxa subellipsoidea C-169 is the source of this 909-nucleotide messenger RNA. Its product is annotated as E set domain-containing protein. The coding region runs from base 1 to 909 and encodes 302 amino acids. NCBI's taxonomy places the organism in Eukaryota, Viridiplantae, Chlorophyta, Trebouxiophyceae, Coccomyxaceae. Gene Ontology annotation, biological process: potassium ion import across plasma membrane; regulation of monoatomic ion transmembrane transport. The record is from RefSeq and is a predicted model, not a curated record. Gene Ontology annotation, cellular component: plasma membrane. Gene Ontology annotation, molecular function: inward rectifier potassium channel activity. The transcript has 9 exons.
AUGUUCGAGAUGGACUGGGACGUGCUUGUCCUCUUUUGCCUUGCAAUGUAUCUCGUUGUGAGCAUCGUCUUUGCUGCACUCUUCUACAUCACUGGGGCUGUCUAUGAACAGAUGCUGGGGGAUUCUCACCUGUCCCUGCCAGAGGCCUGCUUCUGGCUCAGUGUCACAAAUCUGACCACCAUUGGCUAUGGCAGCAUCAGCCCUGACACUCAGCUGGCUUAUAUCGUGUGCACAGUGGAGCAUUUUGUGGGCAUCAUGAUGUCCUCAUUGCUGCUGGGGAUUGUGUUUGCAAAGGCAAGCAUGCCCACCAAUAAAACAGCCUUCAGCAGGGUGUGUCUCAUCACUGCCAGGAAUGGGGUGCCCCAUUUGCUUAUACGCAUCGGAAAUACUAGGGGAAACUUCCUGCUGCACCCGGAGGGGAGGCGAUGCGAAGUGACAGACCCUACUGCCAUCGCCCCCAGCCUCAUCAUUGCGCAUGAGAUCGAUGAGGCCUCUCCCCUGCAUGGCCUAACAGCGGAGGACAUCCGAGCCGCAGAGGGGGCCAUCUUUGUCAGUGUGGCCGCCACCGAUGACAACAGCAAACAGUCCGUGAUUGCACGCACCAUUUUCCGUCCAGCAGACAUCCUGUGGAAUCACCGCUUCCAGGACGUCCUGGUGCAGAAGGAUGGCCGCCAGUUUGUCGACUUCACAAAGUUUCAUGACACUGUCCAGAUCGAAGAGCAGCGUAAAGCAGAUAGCAGUGGCGCACAGCAGAUGCCGCCAUACUAUGCAAACCAGAGAGUGAAGCAUGCGGACAUCCUGGGGAAGUCUGGGGACAUGCAACUCAGGCAUAGAGGCGCACAGCUGAAGAGCAUCCCUGAGGGUGCUGAGAAGCCAGAACAGCACCAGGGCAGCUCAGCCAAGGGCUAA